AAGCGGCCGCGUUGACAACGGAGCUGCUCUAGAAUCGCUCUGCCAGCUGCCAACUUACAGCUUACAGCUUACGCAAAGCGAACGCGGCUAACGGCAAAAUAAAACAACAACAACAACAACAAGUCAAUCGACGCGUCAAUCAAACGCAUAUCAAUCAAACGUAAUAUGUGCGAUCACAACAAGUGUCGGUGCCAACAACAAUAGCAACAAAAGCUAGAACAAUAAAUAGCCAUCCGAUGUGACCACCUAAUAAUGAGCACGGCUAAUUAAAUUUCCAAAAAGGGUAGUUGCUAAUUUCUGUCUGCAGUUGCCGUUAAUCCAGCGCACAGAUAAAGCAGAUAAUGAAACUGUGAUACAUUUGGCAGUUUCGGUUGUCGCCGUUGUUAAUUAAGCCUUCACACGCUCAAGUGCGCCACUUCAAAUAGAACGCAUAACGCCACACCACCCCGCGCUACACUAUCGCAUUUCGAAAGAGGCAACAACAAAAAGAAAAGGAAGCAGACCAAGAGGAACAACAACAACAAGUCAGUAGCGCACAAAGCUAUCACCGGCAGUCGCAGAAGUCCCCGUCGCCGUCGCAGUAGCAGAGCGGCAACAACAGUUUUGCAAAGCAUAAACGCUGUCAACGCCGCAGUCGUAGUGAGCUGCGCCGCUGCCGCUGCAAGCUUAACGCAUUUUUCUGUUAUUGUUCGUAGAGAAACUUUUCGUGCGCGACUGCGCGCGAUCGUCGGCUGCACUCCCGCACAGUGCGCCCAACUUAACUCACUCGAGUCGCAGCAGCGCUUUGUGAUGCGUUGGCGUCGCUGCCGCUGCAAAGGAAGUCGAUCUUGUGACUUGUGCUUGGUGCAACAAAAGUGCAGCUAAUUGAAUUUAAUGCACAAGCAAAAGGAAUUUGAUUUCAUUUUCACAUGUGACGCAUACGCAGAGCCCAGCAGAAGCGAACGCAAUGCGGAAAGAAAACGCGAGUGACAAUCGAAGCAACAGCAGAAACCGCACAACAAGCGAAUCUGCACAGUGUAUGUGAAUGCAAUGCCAAAAUAAACAAAAUAAAUUAAGUGCAAAUACAAAACAAUAUAAAUUAACUACAUAUUACAGCGACACAUUAACAUUCAAGUCGUCAGCUUUUUAUUGUGAUAUUGCAACUUGUUAAACGAAAACUCAAACAUGAAGAUAAAUAAAAACGGACACGAAGCUCUGCUGCUGGUGCCCUCGCCGAACCACACGUUGCCCGUGCGCACGUGCUCCAAUGCGUCCUCGCUGCGCUUCAAUAUGGGUCAUGAGCGCGACAAGAGCCCGGAUGGUUCCGAGGAGGGCCUAGGCUAUACGCACACGCUGAUGUAUGGUCGUUACACGAAAGAUCUAGGAGAAUUUGCUAAAGAUGAAGCCCGAAAACUCAAACUACUCGAAAAGCGACGAAAGCAAGAAGAUAAACAAAGGAAUAAGGAAUUGCUGGGCAAGCGAGCGACGCGUAUAAAGCGCAUCUCAUCAUGGGUCUGGAAGCAUACACUGGCACGCCUGGGCGAGGACUGGGUGUUCCUAGCCCUGCUCGGCAUCAUAAUGGCCCUGCUCUCCUUCAUCAUGGACAAGGGCAUAUCGAUAUGUACAAAUGCUCGUAUUUGGCUCUAUCGCGAUCUUACCUCACAGCCCUUCAUACAGUAUAUUGCUUGGGUCUCAUUGCCGGUCUGUUUAAUAUUAUUCUCAGCCGGCUUUGUGCAUCUAAUCGCACCACAAAGUAUAGGUUCCGGUAUACCUGAAAUGAAGACCAUUCUGCGUGGCGUUGCGCUGAAAGAGUAUCUCACAUUUAAGACAUUAGUGGCCAAGGUAAUUGGUUUAACGGCAACUCUGGGCAGCGGUAUGCCAUUAGGAAAGGAAGGUCCCUUCGUACAUAUAGCAAGUAUUGUAGCACAAUUAUUAAGUAAACUCGUCACAUCAUUCCAAGGCAUCUAUGAGAACGAGUCCCGCAACUCUGAAAUGCUGGCGGCGGCCUGUGCCGUCGGUGUGGGCGCCUGUUUUGCCGCGCCCGUUGGUGGCGUUUUGUUCAGCAUUGAGGUAACCACAACCUAUUUUGCGGUGCGCAAUUAUUGGCGCGGUUUCUUUGCGGCUGUCUGUGGUGCCACGGUUUUUCGACUGCUCGCCGUUUGGUUUCAAAAUGCGGACACUGUGCGUGCGCUGUUUCUGACCAAUUUCACCACCGAAUUUCCCUUUGAUCCGCAGGAGUUGUUUGUUUUUGCAUUGAUUGGCUUCGUUUGCGGCUUGGGUGGCGCCACCUAUGUUUGGGUGCAUCGUCGCUACGUCCUUUUCAUGCGCUCCAACAAACGCAUGAACAAAUUUCUGCAGAAAAAUCGCUUUUUGUAUCCUGGCUUUCUGGCACUGUUGGUCUCCAGCAUUUCAUUUCCCCUGGGCACGGGUCAGUUUCUGGCUGGUGAGCUCAGCACACAUGAGCAGGUGACACAGCUGUUCAGCAAUUUUAGCUGGUCACGCGAAGAUUUGACCGUGGAACAGGCUGCCGUCGUAACCCACUGGAUGACCAGCUACACCAGCGUCUUUGCCAAUCUGGUGAUCUUUACCAUCUUCACGUUCUUCUUUUCCAUCAUUGCGUCCACGAUACCUGUGCCCUCGGGCAUGUUCAUACCGGUAUUUAAAAUUGGCGCCGCAUUUGGUCGCUUGGUGGGCGAACUGAUGGCCUCCUGGUUUCCACAUGGCGUGCGCUACGGCGGUCGAUUGUCACCCAUUAUGCCAGGUGGCUAUGCCGUUGUCGGCGCAGCUGCCUUCUCUGGCUCUGUGACGCAUACGGUAUCCGUGGCAGUGAUUAUCUUUGAGAUGACCGGUCAGAUAACGCAUGUUGUGCCCGUGAUGAUAGCCGUGCUGGUGGCCAAUGCGGUGGCAGCGCUGCUGCAGCCCUCGAUCUACGACAGUAUUAUACUGAUUAAGAAGCUGCCGUAUCUGCCUGAUCUGCUCCCCUCCAGCUCCGGCAUGUACAGCAUCUUUGUGGAGGACUUCAUGGUGCGAGACGUGAAGUACAUUUGGCAAGGCAUCUCCUAUCAAAAGCUCAAGGAGGUGCUCAAGAUCAAUAAGACGCUGCGCUCGCUGCCGCUGGUCGACAGUCCGGAGAACAUGAUUCUGCUGGGCUCCGUUCAGCGCUACGAGCUAAUCAAGAUCAUUGAGAAGCACAUAGGACGCGAGAAGCGCAUGGAGGUGGCUCAAAAGUGGCAAAAGGAGGCCGAGGAGCGGGCCCUGGAGGAGGAGAAAAAGAAGCUGGAAGCGGAGCUCAAGCAACGUCGACCCUCACGCUUCGAGGUGCUGCCCGCACCGGAUAUACUCAGUCUGCGUCAGAUUGCCAACGAUGAGAUGCUGCCGCCCAAGAAGCGCGCCGAAACCAUACACAGUUCCCUAACGCCACGCAAAUCCAUACUGAAGAAGACCAACUCCUUCAACUUGAAGACCUAUGCGCCCGCCUCGCCGCACAGCCCCAGCAUUACGCCCUACACCACCAUCACGGGCAACUCAGAGUUCCGCAUACGCUCCGCCUUUGAGGCCAUAUUUAAGAAGUCCACCACGCUGCAGGAUGUGCAACCGGAUCCGGAAAUGGGCUCCAUCUCGCCGGUGGCCAGCAACAAUGAGAUGCAAGUUCAGCGUGCGCCCAGUGCACCCAGUACACCCGGCAUAUCUAAGAAGGUUCAGCUGAAUACGACUAUUAAAAAGACGAAAUCGGUGCAAUUGCCUAGGGAGCGCGUCAUAGACAUGUCCCCGGAGGAUCAGAAGCAAUGGGAACUGGAAGAGAUGCUUAAGCCCAUCGAUUUGGAAAAGACACAGAUACACAUUGAUCCCUCGCCCUUUCAGCUGGUCGAACGCACCUCCAUACUCAAGGUGCAUUCACUGUUCUCCAUGGUGGGCAUCAAUCAUGCGUAUGUAACAAAAAUAGGACGACUUGUCGGCGUGGUAGGCCUCAAGGAGCUUCGCAAGGCCAUCGAGGACAUCAAUAGCAACAGCUUUGUGGCACAUCCGCGUGACGACGAGAUCGACUCCAAGCCAGCGGUGGAGAAGCCACUGCUCGCAGCCAGUGCCAGUGACAAGGCCGUAGACAUGACCAUCACUUCAAUGGAUUCGGCGCUUUCCAAUUCCGACAAUUGUUCCGACAUUGAAAUGGAGCAUCUCAAGUCUUUGGAUACGCCGGAAGUAACGCUCACAAUGCCGCCAACCGAUACAAAUGCAAAUUCAACAAUACAAGACACAAACAAUACACAGAACAUAAACAAAUCUGUUUAGGUUAAGCGAACAUCUUUCGAACCACAUAUGUUAACUCGUUAGCCACGGCAACAAUGCGUGUUUAAUGCCGUUGCAAAGUCUGUAAAGAUACAGUUAAACACUAAACUAAGUUAUGUCAUAAUUAAUUAAUUAGCUUAUCAAGUUGUUAUGUAUUUAUAUCUCGUUAGUGCAUAAAGUCAAAGAUAUCGUGAUCUAUUUUUAAGUUACAAGCAAUGCGAAAUAAAAGUUUAACAAAUAUUCAAAUUAA
Molecule: messenger RNA, 4513 nt
Organism: Drosophila virilis
Lineage: Eukaryota; Metazoa; Arthropoda; Insecta; Diptera; Drosophilidae
Gene: ClC-a
Product: chloride channel protein 2
Biological process (GO): transmembrane transport; chloride transport
Cellular component (GO): plasma membrane
Molecular function (GO): voltage-gated chloride channel activity
Source: RefSeq, a predicted model, not a curated record